GAGCUUUGGGGAGGACGGUGUUUGGUGGAUGAGAGCGGAUCAGAGCUCCCGGACUCACCGCAGCGGGACCACGGAAGGCUGGAGUGCUUUAGUGUGAAGGAUUCUCCAGCAGGGGGCGCAGUGAGAUCUGAUGCAGCUUCUGCGCGGCCGCUCAUCGUCUGUCCUCGCAGCGUCUCUGAGGUGAGGAUCACGCCUCUGAGGAACAUGAAGAGCUCCCCAGACCUGGUGCCCACGGAGUCGGACCCGGACCGUGUCUGUAAGGGGAAGGGCGUCGUGACCCUAAGCACCACGUUAAUGCACAGUGAGGAUGAAGAUCGAGGCCCUCAGGAGCCCGAGGAGAACCGAGCCCAGAGUGAGAGUAAACACUCUGGGAGCUUCAACACUUCCUAUGAAUUCCUCCUCACGGCCGUCAACGGAGGCGCCACAGAGACCCGUCCGACCGAGAACGGAAACGAUUUAAAGGAAGAUCCGACGCGGGUCGAGGUUCCUGAAGGCGCCAGUCCCGAUGAUGGCCCGUUAUCUGCCAGCGCGCCCACCUUGUGCCCACCCAGUGAACCGCAGCAGCCUAGCACAGACUCAGUAGAGACGUGGGACAGCUCGUGUGGGUUCCAUUCUCCUCCCGCUCCACAGAUGGAAGGUAGAAACCUGAUGAUCACAGUCCACCCAGCUUCACCUGUUCACCUGGAGAAGCCCAGAGUCCCUGUACGGAACACAGAAAAGUCCAAGGACUGGUACAGAUCCAUGUUCAGACAGAUCCACAGAGUCCCAGAGCCUGUUGAAGAGAACCCAUACCGCCCCACCUACAUUUUCCCUGAGAGCAGUGAUUUACCAUGCAAAAGCAGCAGAGAUGACUGGCGGAGUGAUUAUGGACAAACCGUUCCCAGGUCUAAAAGUGCGGUGGACAUGAGCAGCUCACAGUCGAGACGAAGGGUUUCGGUUCCAGCCCGGACGUCGUCUCUACGACCUGAACGGAACGAGUGGGAGCCCCCGGACAAGAAGGUGGACACCAGGAAGUACCGGGCCGAGCCCAGGAGCAUCUUCGAGUACGAGCCGGGGAAGUCGUCGGUGCUGAGGACAGAGAGGCCGGACGUAAGCCCAGAGGAAGUAGAUUUAGAGAAUGAACCGUGGUAUAAGUUCUAUUCUGAGAUGGACUUUGGCAGAACGAGCACCCCCUCUUUCAGCCCCUUGGAGACAGCGUCCGACCUGCAGCAGUAUUCGGGAUGUAAACCGAGCCCCAGCGCGGCGGGGAAGGACCCCGGCUCGGUCGGCGCCGAGCACCCGUCCCCGGAGUGCGACCGGCACAUUUACAAGAGCGUCCUGGAGGGCGGAGACAUCCCGCUGCAGGGCCUGCGAGCGCUGAACAAACGCCAUCCCAGCACCUCCUCUAAAGGUGGGAACGGCUGUGUGAUUUCAGCAUGCUCCUCUGUAAACGCUCGCUCAGGUCUCACCACUAACACACUAGGUACUCAGAACAAGUCGAAAAACUCCCUGACCGCCGCCAAAGCCUGCAUUCCCCAGAUCCUUCCCUCCAAGUUCAAGCUCUGCCCCGCCGCCGAUGAGGGCCAGGAGGGCAGGACCGAGGCCGCGGCACGGCCCAAGGCUCACAGCGGUGAGGAUCCUGGCGUCUCGGAAAACGGAGAUUUCACAGACGGGAACGACGAGCAAGUGACGGAGAUUAAAAACGGAGGGGUUAACGGGGCCGCAAGGAGUACGUCCGAAUUUACCGCCCUGUACAGGAACAUGCACCAUAUCGAGAGGCCCAGAUCGCUGGGCUUCAGUCCUAACGCUAGCGUGCGCAGCCUGGCGUCGGCCUUUCAGAAGCCGGGCGAUGGCAUCGCCGCUGAUAGAGGGGUGGAUGUCCCGCGGCACGCCGUGAGCUGUCGGGUGAUGGAGUUCGAGCGCAUCAUCCAGCACUCCAGCACCGCCCCGAGACGCUCCGCUUCCAUGCCCACUCUUCACAGUAGCGCCCCUCAUAGCCCUACCGCCGGUGCCUGUCUGCUCCAGUCGGCUCUGUCGGCGGAGUCUCUGGUGGCCCCGGGGACGGCACAUUCGGUGAACUGUCCACUGCAUGGAGAGGACCGAGCUCCUAAAGAUGGGGGUUCAUUUUCAGAAGCAGAACGAUGUGCAGAUCCAGAUGUGCAGAACCAAAACCGUUCCUCGAGAACAGAACAGACAGACUGUGUGCAGAAUCUCAUCACGGUUACCAGAACACCAACAACAAGACAUCAUCAUGACCACCACCACCACCAUCAUGAACAUCUCCCCUUCCACCAGUUCCACCUUAAACCCAGUAAAUGUAAAGGUUCCUGCCCCGCCUCUUACACCCGCUUCACCACCAUCCUCAGGCACGAGCGCCAGCAAGCCAGCACUUCCAUUCCAGAGAGAAGAUCAGGACCUCCUGCAAACCUGCUCCUGAUGGGUCCGGCGCCGUUCUCCUUACAGAAAACCCUGCACACCCUCCAGGCCAAAAAGACUCUCUCGGCUUCUAAGGGUUUGGCACGAGACGUGGCAGAGGGUCGAGCGGUGUCGUCCAGGCCGAGGCCCGUCAUCCCCCAGCGCCUGUCCUCUCUGGAGGUGCUGGAAAGGCUGGGGAACGGCGAGGGGACCGUCGAAGAUGCCGAAUGCUCGGACGACAAUAGGAACCACUGUGGAGAUUCUGAACUCUCACUGCCGAGCCUCAGCCAUGCGGAUCUCGAUGGGAAUCCAGAAGACGUAACCCGCAGACGCUAUGGAGAUAAAGAGAAAAUCCUGGAGGAGCAGCGGCGUCUGAAGCGGGAGCAGGAGGAGGCGGACAUCGCGUCACGCAGGCACGCCGGCCUCGUGCUAUCUCACCAACAAUUCAUCACCAACGAUCGCUUCGGAGACCUGCUCACCAUCAACGACUCGGACAAGAGGAAGUCCGGCCCAGAGAGGACUCCUGCUCUGGCCCUGUUCAACUUCAAAGCAGAGUCUCUAAAGGAGCUGCCCUUUCAAAAAGGAGACAUCGUGUACAUCCUUCGUCAGGUGGACCAGAACUGGUACGAAGGAGAGCAUCAUGGAAGAGUCGGCAUUUUCCCUCGGAACUACGUUGAGCUCCUACCACCUACAGAAAAAGCCCAGCCGAAGAAGAGCGCCCCGGUUCAGGUGCUGGAGUAUGGAGAGGCCAUGGCACGCUUCAAUUUUAAUGGAGACACCGCAGUCGAAAUGUCAUUCAGAAAGGGGGAGCGCAUCACAUUAAUUCGACGUGUGGAUGAAAACUGGUAUGAGGGCAAAAUUUCUGGCACCAACCGGCAGGGGAUCUUCCCCGUCACUUAUGUGGAGGUUCAUAGGAAACCCCGCGUGAAGAACGGGGUGGAUUAUCCUGAUCCUCCCGUCAGCCAUUCACCACACCGCAGCACAAACGCCUCCCCGCUGCCGGUCCGUCUCAGAACUGCCCCUCUUCCUCUGCCACGCUCACCGUGCCGCUCUGUCUCCCCUGAGGUCCACGCCGUGUCAAACGAGUGGAUUUCCCUCACGGUGGGCGGUUUGAGCUCCAGCCCUCCGGCGGCGCCUACCCCUCCUCUGCCUCCUUUGCCCAGUGCCGGCUAUCGUUUGGGCGAGUACCUGCCGCCGUCCCACUCUGCCAGCCCCGUACCCCUGAUCAGCGGCAGCCCGUACUGCGUCUCCCCCAUGGCCUCGCCGUCCUCCUCGCCCCUGCCUCCUCCACACCCGCCCCGACCCAGCUCUGCCACUCCGUUCCUCACCUUCACCCCUCCGCAAGGGGAGGACUUCCUGCUCUUCCCUCCUUCGCCCCGGCUGUCGCGCAGCCUGAGUCCGUGCGGUGGGGCCGGUUUGGAAGGAUGGUUGAGUGGAGGAGGAAGGCUGGAUGUCGAGCUACAAGAGGGUGACGGGGCAGAGCUAGACAGGGUCAGCGGCACCCGCAAGGCGCCGGGCGACUGGCGCAGUAGUCCAGCAAAGCCACUGAAGAGUGAAAGCGAUUACCACGGGAGAUCCUCCAGAAGUCCGGUCAUGCUGUUCGACAUCCAGGAUAACAACAUGAACGCCAACUCAUUCACGGAGGCGGUGUGUAAUGAGAUCAUGAAUAUCGCAGAGACCUCAGUGAGGUACUGCAGCACUUUGUCGCGCCCCUUAGACUCCGCCCACAGGUUGAUGCCUCACCUCAGUAAACACUCUCUCAUCAUUUCCCAGCAACCCCAGUCCCAAAGCAGCAGCCCCGAACCUGGACGCCUCAGCUGCGGCAUAUUCCAGGCUCUGUACAGCUACGUUCCACAGAAUGACGACGAGCUGGAGCUGCAGGAGGGGGACCUGGUGAACGUCAUGGAGAAAUGCGAUGACGGCUGGUUUGUCGGUACCUCGAAGAGGACGAAACAGUUCGGGACCUUCCCAGGGAACUACGUCAAAGCCGUUAAUCUGUAACGUCUGCAAACGUACAGAUUGGGACACGAUGCUUAUAGUGGCCUGUGUGGGACACCGUUACUAAUAAGCUGGAGUGUUUGAUGGUAUUUUUGUAAUCUGUCAGUAUUGUAUCUCACCCAGGUGAACGUGCAGGUAUGUGAUCAGUCAGGUUCGCAGCAUGUCGGCGGGAAUUAUGUAGUAAUUUUACUACUUUACUAGAAUUUUGCCUCAUGUUAAGACUUUAAAGCUUUAUUUUGUUUACCUUAAAUACUUCUUAAUGUUCAUCACAGACGUAGCAGAACAGUAUUUACUGAAUCACACACCGUACAUGAAACCAGCCUCAAACCCGGGCUUUGAAUGUACGGCGGCUGUGCAGCGGGGUGUACAGGGUCAGAGUGUAGAGUAGCUAAAGGGCACUUACGGGGUUUAAUAGCAUUUUAAGGGGGAAAAUUAACACAGAUUUGCAUAAAAACAAAAGCAUAUAAGGGUUUUCUUUUUUUUUUUACAAAAAUGCACCCCAUGCUAUUUUUGGCAUCUGUCAACCCUAACAGCAUUGCUGUUGUACUAAGCACCUCAUAUUUUAUUCAGAGAAUAAAAGUUGGGAAAACCGCUUCUUUUCACCUGCACCAGACGGUUUCAUAUGAGGAGCUGUAUCGCACUGAUCUCCAUUAUCCCCCGUCUCUGUAUAACUACAGCAGUGAUGAGGAAUCUUCUCUGGCUUUUCCUCCAUCAGACGAGUCGAUCGUUGUCCGUACAGUCGCCCGACCGGCUGGUAGCAGAGCUGAGAUUCGAACUCACAACUCUGAGAUGUCCUGGCACCUUCCCUUUAGGUGUUAUUAACAUACAUGAAUGUCUUUGCGUGACCCUGCGUGUCCUCUGUAGUUUAUCGUGUGACUAGAACAAUCGGUGCCUUAAAUCUCAGACAUUUAUUUAUUUAUUUGUUCAUUAAUUCACACCCUGCAAAGGGCACCUGUCCACCAGAGGGCGACACACUCGUCCAUUCACAAGCCGUGUUACCCUGACAGACCGGAGGUGAGAAUCCAACCCAGGUCCGAGGGACUCAUGGUACCACACCAGUAUUAAAUAACACAGUCAUUUUUCUGACUGAGCGUCAUCUCCUGUUGGUUCCCUCAGAAUUGUUGGUGUUCAGAAGCCGAGUGAAGCUUUUAUUAUCGCGUGUUGAUAAGAAAUCGAUGGCACAAGCACGUUUUGUCAAAUGCUAAAUGUUAGAAUUAGAAUGUUUUAAACAGAUCUGUGUCCUGCUGUGCAGUUUUAUUAAUAUCUAUUUAAACUGAUCUAUAUGACCUGGUCAGACUUUCCAAAUUCUGCCGAAUUAUCAACAUCAGCCGAAUGUUAGAAGAGUUAAAACGAGGCGGAUUAUCGUUUAUGUGCCACACCCAGGCUGUUCCUGCCCUCACCAUCUAUUUUAAGUGAAUAUCUAGUGAGAUAUAAGAACCGUGUCAAUGUUUUGUUAAUGACUGGGUCACGUUACACAGAUACAAAUUCUUUUACUUUCUUAGUAGAUCAGCACAGUAAUGGAAGAUUAGAGAAGCACUUCGUCAUGGAUCUGAUGUUGCGCUUUAUUUGUGCAGCUAGGAAAUGUCUCAAAAGUCUCAAAGCUAAAUAGCGUGCAUUUGUAUCACGUAGAUCCUGAUAAGCGGCUGUAAACGUGCUGCUGGGGUUCCUGAAGGUUUAUAGAUCUUAUAGAUCUCACAUCUCCGUCUGCGUCGAUAGGUAGUAUCAUUUGAACAGAAAUACAGAAUUAAAUGACUAUUUUAGAACAGCCAUAAAUAAAUAGGAAGGUCAUGUCGUCUAUAUUCUUGUAAUAUUUUACCUUUAUUUUGUGAUGUCAUAAUUCUAGCAUUAGGAACAGUGAUCAGAUCUCCUCACUGCACUUCUGCCGAUCACCCUGAAACAUGCUUGUGUUUAUCUAACAAGGAAUAUUAAUCAUGAUCAGUACCGGCUAUAUCAAACCUAAAACACGUGUUAGUUGUGUUGAAAAAUCUCUGAAGUGAUAUUUAUAUGAAUAAGCUACAUUUAGAUUGUUGCUGUUCUCCACAGUAUCAUGUGGACACUAAACAAACCAGAUAUUAAUAAUAAUUCAGAUAUAAGAUAUAAUAAUGACGUUCUAUCUGCUCUAACUGUUGCAUUUCUGCUGUGAUUUAGAUGAAAUAGGUAGAGAAGUGAUGGAUAAACUAGAACUGAAGACGUUUAGAGUACGAUGCAUGAAUCUCUGCAGUGUCGCACCUUGAAAACGACGGCGUGUUAAAUUAAGCUGGUAAAGAUCGACCACUUCUGCUGAUCAUACAUACAAUCAUGUGCUGCACACGUGCAUUAGAGAACCGACUAAAAUGUAUUAAUUUCUGGCUUUUUUAAACAAUAAUAAACAUUUAAACACAAUCCAAGAGCAUUUAUAUAGUAGGGCUGUGUCUCAGUGACCAUAAUUCUGCUUGUGAGAAGAUGAUCCAUUAUAUUCUCAUAAUUAUUCACAUUAAAUGUCUUUAUUAUCACCACGUUUGACUGUUUAAAUUGUGAUCAAAACAAAAUAGGCUACUACAGAACAAGCAAACUGUUUAUAUUGGUCAGUGAUAUCUCAGCGGUUUAUGCCUGGUUCACACUACAUGAUUUUUGUCCUGAUUUUUGCUCGGCGACUGGUCAGCGCUAGAUUUACCGGCUCGGGAGCAACUCAGCGUUCGCUCGGCGAUCGAAACUCGGCUCUCAAUCUCUACGUGUGUACUACAACUACAUAACAACUCGAUCCAAGCAGAAGACAGAUUUCUAGCAUGUCAGAUAUCUGGAUCUGAGUUGCCCGACUGGCAAUGAGUGCUGCUGUGUCGAACAGUGUACAGGAUGUCGAACAGAAGUGUAAACAGGUGGUACAGGGGUGUAAUAUAGUUUAUAUCAGAAUACAUCAGCACACACACUCAAGUUUUACAGCAUUUCUGACCUUAUCGUUCUCUACAUAACACCCACGCUGCAUUGCAAGCAAUAUUUAUUAACCUCCAACUCACUACAGACGCCACCUGCUGUUCGCGUUGCCAAAUCCACUCAGAUUCAUUUAUUUUUCCUCCUUGAUUUUACGCUGCACAUCAGCACACAAACUUUGAUCACUCGCUGCUUGUUGACGUGUAUUUUUGGACGUGGUGUCAUUAAACCCCUCGUCACUUCUCAUGUUUGUUUUCAUGACACAACGUAGUUUGGGAGAGCAGAGAAGCUCGCCUGCGAUUCCAGUUGGUGAUAGAUGGUGUAGUGUGUGACCCCCCAUCACCCAUCAGUCGUGUUGUGUGAAAUACACACCGACCUGAAAGACUCCCGAUUACAAGAGAUCCAGUCGUGUAGUGAGAACUGUACAGUGACCUGAUGACUCGGAAAGUCGUGUAGUGUGAACUUGGCAUAAGGAACUGGACUAGUAAUCAUAAGAUUGCAGGUACAAGCCCCACCGUCACCCCUGAGCAAGGCCCUUAACCUUCAAUUGCUUGACUUGUUUUUAGCAAGUGUAUAAGUAUAAGUCGCUUUGGAUAAAAGUAACUGCUGAAUGCUGCAGAUGUAAAUAUUGACUCUCAGCUAUUUCAGAUGGAACAUAAACACAUUUACACACUGACCAGAAUAUGAAACAAUACAAAAACUAGGUGUAAAUAGGACCGUAGGAGUUCCGUUUCAGCUCAAGCUUCUUUAGCAAGAUGUGACUGAAGUAGACGUUCACGUUCAUCCUAAGCUACAUCACUUCUAUAAAGUUGCACCUAGAAGUGUUUCCUACUGGCUCAAACAGUCGCUUUUCUUAAAUAUUCCAUUACGAUUUAAAAGUGGCCACCGUAGCACCACAGUUCCCAAUAGUUCAUGACUAUGUGAUCACAAUGUACACACAUCUGGUGGAAGCUUGGACAAUCAGUGCUUCUGUGUUUUGAUUGAAAGCCUUAAUGUCAUUUGUUCACAUAAACGUCCUGACAUCGUUACCAAAGGCUCAUUUUAUUGCAUUCGUGAUUCGGUGACCCACAGUCGUCAUUCCCUAGCAGCUAUAAUAAUGUGAGGGACUUCAUCUUGUCUAUCCAGUUGGUAAAACCAGUAGCCAAUGGUAGCACAGGAACACAAGAAUGGCCGCACCUUAUCUUAUACAUUAGAGGUGAUCUUAGUAAGUACUUGUGUGGUUAUUGUGAUUCAUUCAGAUCAUAAUCAUGACAGCCCUACUAUAUAACCAGACCGUAUCACAUUAUAUACAUCUAACAUGGCUUUAAUUCCAUUGGCAUGUGAUAUCAUGCACCAUCUUAACAUUUCUAAACCCAGUGUGUUGAGAAUCCAGCGCUUUGGACCUGAGUGAAGAUUAGAAUCGUACUGAAACUGUAAAUAUGUAAAGUAUAUUGAGCGAGUGUUUGAAUCACGGCUUCUGUAUGAAUACAGGAGAGGUUUUAGGAAAGCACAGUGAGCUGCUCUGCACAGGCGCUCUAGACUAAAUGAAUGAAUGAAUGAAUGAAUGAGGGUUAUCUGACACUGUGUUAGGAUCCAGAUGCCUUUCGUCUCACAGCUUUGUUUAACUGCCUCAUUUUGCUUUCGUUUAUAAACUGCUCAGCACGAGUGUACGUCAGGAGACGAUGAGGUGAAUCCUGAGCGUAACCAGCAGAGUCGUUAAUAAAGCGUGUGAGAUGAUUUACUUUAGUGCAUAACGAGGACGCAUCUUCCAUGUGAUCUUUUAUAUGCGCAGACUCACGUUGCUGUUGCUGUUUUUCUUUUCUCUCUUUGCGGUGCAUUUGCAGUUAGAAUGUGGGAUUUCAACACUAUUUACUGCUGUGAUUUCAUUAUUAUGUCAUAUUUAAUAAACUCUAUUACAGCUUUUGGCUGAUC
This is a messenger RNA of Trichomycterus rosablanca, 9210 nucleotides long. RefSeq names its product sorbin and SH3 domain-containing protein 1. Lineage: Eukaryota; Metazoa; Chordata; Actinopteri; Siluriformes; Trichomycteridae. Gene Ontology annotation, cellular component: nucleus; cell-substrate junction; cytoplasm. Gene Ontology annotation, molecular function: protein binding. The transcript is spliced from 27 exons. The record is from RefSeq and is a predicted model, not a curated record. Gene Ontology annotation, biological process: cell-substrate adhesion. Bases 205 to 4395 code for a protein of 1396 amino acids.